AUGACCAACACAAAUACCAGCACAGCGGCGACAUCACCCUACAUCAACCUCGACCUCCUUACAUCGGACGACUUUUCACCAUAUACACACGCCAACAACCUAGUACUGGCAAGCAACAACCCUUCUGACCUCUCCAUCGACCUGACAACACCACUUUCACGAGUACUAUUUGACCUGCAAGAGAUUGACUCGCACAUUCACACGCUUACAUCCCGGUCCGCACUCGAAAUACUGACAUAUACAUCGACGCAGAACGAAGCGGCACAACGAAUCCUGUCGCGGGUAGACGACGAACGAACCCGGCUAGCAAUCAGCUACGAGCGGCUAGAGAAGGAAGUUCUGGAGCGGCACCAGCGUGCGGUCGAGGCCAAGACGGCGGCACAACGUAGCUGGGAGGUCCUCCGGCUCGGACGGGGCGUGCAAAGGGUCCUCGGCCUUGCACGCCAACUAGAAGUCGUGCUGGCCGAGUCCAGCCUGGGAGGCGGAACCAGAAUCGGCAAAGAAGACCACAACGCUCUCGUCCGUGCCAGCCUCACUGUUCUCGCCUUCCGCGAUUCCAUGAGCGGCAAAGACGGCAACGACCUCGGCAGAGUCAACCUGGUCAAGACUGUGCGUGGAAGAGUGUUUGAAGACGGCGAGGCUCGCAUUCUCGACUACGCUAGGAGAGUGGUCCGAGAAUUCUCCAUGAGCACCCUUUCAUCUGGCCCAUCGAGCAUGAGUACCAGCACGAGCGCAUUAGGGAACACGGGACCAACCUACCGCGAAGCUGAAGACAGUCGCGCACGAUUCACCAGUGCGGUCCACAUACUCUACUAUCUCUCCCCGGCGCCGCGCCUCGACGGGGCAAAGAUCGCUACGAGCGAUUUCGAACCCGAGUAUUUCUUACGUGCGAUUCAAGGCUACAUACAGAGCGCGAUCACGUCCAGCUCAGCCUCGAUAGGGCGGGCUCUGGGACAGCUACCGAAUCUAGAUAGAGCGUUGAUGGAGGCGAGCGCCAGAUGUCAGAACAUCGUGGCGUUGGAGGUGCUGCUGCGCGGAAUUCAUGCCCCUGACCACCCAUUGUUGGCAACACCCGGGCGGGAGACUACGAAAGAGAGAGUUGCCGAUGACAGCAGCGAAGAUGAUGAUGACUCUUUGGACGGCGCCGACAAGUCAACUUCGUCGUCCUCAGCGUCUUCUGAGACCCUUUUGUCACUACUGUUGAGCGCACUAGACACUGCAUCCCUGCCUUCCUAUUUCUGGCGCUCACUGGCAUCAUCCCUGUCAACCCGUGUCUCGGAGAUAUUGAACCGAGGAGGCGUCGCAGCUCGCACGCUGCGUAGCCAGCGCGAUACGGUCCGCGCUGAGAUACGAGACUGUGUCCUGCGUGGUUCCAAGCUGCCGAGGAGUGUGGUGCUAGGAGGCGCCAGGAAGGCCGAGGAAGAAGUGGUGGAAAACUGGGAGAGGGAGGCCGCCGUCAUGGUCGGGAGUGUUGUCGGCCUGUUGCAGCGCUAA
Molecule: messenger RNA, 1494 nt
Organism: Exophiala aquamarina CBS 119918
Lineage: Eukaryota; Fungi; Ascomycota; Eurotiomycetes; Chaetothyriales; Herpotrichiellaceae
Exons: 1
Coding region: 1-1494 (497 amino acids)
Biological process (GO): intra-Golgi vesicle-mediated transport
Cellular component (GO): COG complex
Source: RefSeq, a predicted model, not a curated record